Molecule: messenger RNA, 2333 nt
Organism: Cheilinus undulatus (humphead wrasse)
Lineage: Eukaryota; Metazoa; Chordata; Actinopteri; Labriformes; Labridae
Product: interferon a3-like
Exons: 5
Coding region: 1-543 (180 amino acids)
Biological process (GO): defense response; response to exogenous dsRNA
Cellular component (GO): extracellular region
Molecular function (GO): cytokine receptor binding
Source: RefSeq, a predicted model, not a curated record
AUGCUCACAUGGACUCUUUGUGUGUGUGUUUUUGUGUGUGUGUUCGGUGCAGGCUCCCCACUGAGCUGCAGAUGGAUGGAUCAUAAAUUCACACAGUUCAGUGAAAACUAUCUGAAUCUGGUGGAUACCAUGGCUCAUAACUCCACUAACAGCUCUCAGGAUGCUGGAGUGGCCUUUCCUCGUGAGCUGUACAGCCAGGUGUCCAAAGCAGCUGCUGAGGACAAAGUCAGUUUCACAGUUCAGGUCCUGAAUGAAGUGGAGACCCUGUUCAACAAGAAUCACAGCUUGGCAUCAUGGGAGGAGAAAACAGCAGACGACUUCAUUGGUGUUGUGAACCAGCAGGCUGAAGGCCUUCACUCCUGUAUCCGGAGCCACAGCCACAAGAAGCACAAGAAGAAGCUGCACAUGAGUUUCAAGAGACUUUCACAUGUCCUCGACACAAUGGGUCAUGGUGCUGAAUCCUGGGAGCUGAUCAGGAAGGAAGUCAAAGCUCAUCUGCAGAGGGUUGACAGCCUGAUUUCAUCUGUGCUCAACGCCAACUGACAUACCUGAGCUGUCAACUUAAAACAUCUAUUUAUCUUAAUUUAUUUAUUUAUCGCUUAAUCAUGCACGCUGUUUUAUACUCAUUUAUUUAUUGGUGAUGAUGUAAUACAGAAAUUAUUUUAGUAUAUAUAUGCUACCAAUUAAAGUUAAGAUUAACUUGAUUACUACGUUAAUCAGUUUAUUUAUUUAUUUAUUUAUAAGGCAACAUUUUGGUAUUGGAAUUGUUAAGCUAUUUAUUUUUGUAUACUUGCAAACUUCAAUAAAAAAUACUUUUGCAGCUAAUGGAACUGUUUUCUUGUUUUUAUUCCUCUGCCAUCAUAAAAGCCAUUACAGUUUUUCUCAGUCACUUUAGUACAUUUCUCAGAUCAGAAUUUAAAUUCCCAGAACUACAUGUUCAAUCUUCACAUCAUUUUUUCACUUGUGCACUUCAGUUUCUCAUUUCUUUGAACAAGUUGCAAAUGCUUUGGUACAUCCAUGCAAAUGAUUAUGUACAAUUCUCUGCUGUUUCCUACAUUAUCAGUUGCUUAUGUCAUGGUGAUCAAAAUGUAUUAUAAUGGGUCUCAGUUGAAUAGUCUCACCCCCCCACAACAUUUAGGCAUUAGUUCAUCACAUAAGUCUUUACAUGCAAAAUGGUUGAAUAUGUUGUCAUAAUAUGUCAAGCAUAUUUCUAUACAUUUCCAUUAGACCUUGUUUUCCUAAAUCUGUCCUGAAUUGGUAAAUUGCUCCCAGGUGAAUCUUGACUUUCUCUAACGAAGGGAAAUGUGUGAAGCACUGGAUUAACCAAUGAUCAAGGAAUUUGAUUGAGGAGAAUCUGAUGAUUGAGGAAUUUUCUCAGCAUGGAGAUGGAAAGUAUAUGAUCGCCAGCCACAUACACAGAUGACCCUUCUGGCUGCCAUGGAUGCAGCAUGUGAUGACAUCACAGCAGAUACCUGCAGAGGCUGGAUAAGACACUCUAAAAGAUUCUUUCCACGCUGCAUUGCAAGAGAAGAUAUUCGUUGUGAUGUGGAUGAGAAUUUGUGCCCAACAGACAGGAACGUCAGGAGGUGUAGGAAGACUGCAAUGUAAUUCCUACAGCAAUACAUGUACAGUUUUCCCUAAGAAGAUCGUCCCAUGUUCACAUUUCUACUUUAGUUUUUUCUUUGUGCUAGGCAGUGGUGACUUUUCCUUUCUGUAUUGCGAUGACAUGGUCUGUCAACAAAUUACAGUAUAAACAGUAAAGGCGUAAAUGUGAAUCUUGCCCAGUCUCUUGCAAUCAAUCUCCCACAUACACUAAGGUGUAACUUACAAUUUACAACAAUUGUCAUCAAAACUUUAGCUAUAGUUUACAUCAGAACAUCCCUCCAGAGAACACUGUUAUACUGACAACAUGACUAAGCAAUUUGACUGUCCUAUGCCUAUGGCACUGACAUGUUCAUUGACACAGAUAUUUACUUUUGAGAGAUGAACUAAGGAUUUUGAGCAAGAGACUGGCUUUUGCAGGUAAUCCAUGGUGUUUUGCUAUUUGUAUGAAUUGUUUUGAGAAAUGCACUUACUGUUUUGCAUAUGUCGAGGAUGACUCAAGAAAUGUACCAAAGCGACUGAGAAAAACUGUAAGAUGCAGCCAAUUGUCAUUUUGACUGUCAAUUGCCAGUCAUUUCUUACUCUAAAUUAAAUAUCACUGUCUUAAUAAAGAUGGAAAAAUAAGGAAUAAGUGCAUCAAUUUUGCAUCUCAUAAUUAUGACUUAAACAUAUGAUUCUGACUUUUCAUUUCAUAUUUUGACCUUUCAGAUUCACAAUUUAAAAUGUUUAUU